AUGAUCAUCGCACAAACGAAAACCGCAAAAAACCAAAAAAAAAAAAUUGAAAUUUUAUCAUUCUUGUCUUCUUCCUUAUACAACAAUCGUAUAAUCAUGGGUAAGAGAAAAGUCGAAGAAGAAUCUGAUUCUGAUAUUGAUGUCAGUUCAACUGAUUCAGAAACUGAAGAAGUUGUCAAUCAAGAAGAAGGUCAACAACAACAACAAGGACAAUCAAAUGAAGAUGAACAAAUGGAAGAAACAGUUGAUGUUGAUUUUGAUUUCUUUGAUUUAAAUCCUGAUGUUGAUUUUCAAGCAACUAAGAAUUUCUUACGUCAAUUAUUUGGUGAUGAUAGUGGUGAAUUCAAUUUAAGUGAAAUUGCUAAUUUAAUUCUUACUGAUCAUUCAAUUGGUACUUCUAUUAAAACCGAAGGUAUUGAAAGUGAUCCAUUUGCAUUAUUAAGUGUUAUUAAUCUAAGUGAUAAUUUAACUAAUGUUACUAUUAAAAAAUUAGUUGAAUAUAUUACUACCAAAACUAAAAAUAAAACAGAAUUUAAUAUUAUGUUAAAGAAAUUAUUAAGCAUUGAAAAUACUACUAAAAAUUCUAAAAAAUUAAAAACUGGAUUAAUUAUUAGUGAAAGAUUUAUAAACAUGCCAGUUGAAGUUAUUCCACCAAUGUAUAAGAUGUUAUUGGAAGAAAUGGAAAAAGCUGAAGAAUCUCAUGAAUUAUAUGAAUUUGAUUAUUUUUUAAUAAUAUCAAGAGUUUAUCAAUUAGUUGAUCCAGUAGAACAAGAAGAACCUGAAUCUAAUAAAUCCAAAAAGAAGAAAAUCUCAAGUAGUGAUCCAAAACCUAUAGAAAUGGAUUAUUUCCAUAUGGAAGAUCAAGUAUUAGAAGAAUAUGCUAAUUAUAAAGGAGUUUUUGAAUAUAGUAAUGAAAAUAAACAAGAAACUGAUUCAAGAAGAGUUUUCACUGAAUAUGGUAUUGAUCCUAAAUUAAGUUUGAUUUUAAUUGAUAAAGAUAACUUGGCUAAAGCAGUAAUUGAAAUGGCCAACCAAUUCCCACCUCCAUAA
Candida tropicalis MYA-3404 is the source of this 1050-nucleotide messenger RNA. Its product is annotated as protein-transporting protein. NCBI's taxonomy places the organism in Eukaryota, Fungi, Ascomycota, Pichiomycetes, Serinales, Debaryomycetaceae. The record is from RefSeq and is a predicted model, not a curated record. The transcript has a single exon. Gene Ontology annotation, cellular component: nucleus. The coding region runs from base 1 to 1050 and encodes 349 amino acids.